AUGGCUUCGUGGAUGCUUUGCACAUUGUCCAAAUAUGUCGACUCUAUAAGCGAGACUCUCUGGCCCAUCAACACUGAGAUCCACGAUAACCCGGAGCUUCAAUAUGAAGAGGUCAGGGCUCAUGACCUCCUGACCUCGUUCCUCGAGUCUCAGGACGGCUGGAACGUGACGCGGUCUGCAUAUAAUAUUAGCACAGCUUUCACCGCUGUAUUCCAAGGCAACGGCGACGGCCCGGUUGUUUCAUUCAAUGCCGAAUACGAUGCAUUGACCGGACUGGGACAUGCUUGCGGGCACAAUCUGAUCGCCAUGGCGUCGCUCUCUGGAGCACUUGCCACUGCUGAAAUCAUGCGCACUGAGAAGCUAGCCGGAACAGUUAUUCUCUUCGGCACUCCGGCAGAAGAAGGCGGAGGCGGCAAAAUCAAGCUGAACGACGCUGGCGCUUACCGAGACCACAAGAUUGACAUCAGUCUCAUCUCGCACCCAGGCGUCGGCGGCGACUCCCCCUACAUGUCCACCACGUCAACAGACAGGUUUGAAGUGGAAUAUUACGGCAAGGCGGCUCACGCCGCAGCUGCACCCUGGGAAGGGGUGAACGCCCAAGACGCACUGAUCCUCGCCUACAACGCGCUGUCGAUGCUGCGCCAGCAGACCCGCUCCACUGACAUCAUCCAAGGCUUCAUCAGCUCCGCCGGCACGCGGACCAACGUCAUCCCCGACCUGUCGGCGGCCUCGUUUGCCGUCCGGGCCGUGGACGAUGACAACCUGCACAACCUCACCAAGCGCGUGCACGCGUGCUUCGAGGCGGGCGCGCUGGCCACCGGCGCGAAGCUCAACCUGACCAUGAGGCCGUACGGCUACUCCAACAUGGUCACGAACGAUGCCCUCGCGGACUCGUACGCCGCGUGGUUCAUCGGCCUGGGACACGGCGAUGACCUGAUCCCCACCGAGAUCGCGAAGAAUACACAGGGCAGCGCCAGUACCGACCAGGGCAACCUCAGCCACGACUUCCCGUCCAUCAGCGCCGGGUUUGGGAUCACCAACGAGGACGGCAGUGUCCCGGAGACUGGGCCUCACACUGCGGCGUUUGAGGUGGCCGCGGGUAGCCGGCCGGCUUUUGACAAGUCUCUUUUGGUUGGCAAGGGUCUUGCGGGGGUUGCCCUGGAUGUGUUGACUGUUGAUGGGUUGAUUGACAAGGUUAAGGAGGAGUUUGGUGCUUUGAAGAAGGUGCCACGCGCGCGAAGGAGCAUACGUACAUAA
Messenger RNA from Diaporthe citri, 1257 nucleotides. RefSeq lists its product as uncharacterized. Bases 1 to 1257 code for a protein of 418 amino acids. The record is from RefSeq and is a predicted model, not a curated record. The transcript has 4 exons. NCBI's taxonomy places the organism in Eukaryota, Fungi, Ascomycota, Sordariomycetes, Diaporthales, Diaporthaceae. Gene Ontology annotation, molecular function: dipeptidase activity.